CGCAGGCGCUCUGUCAACUGGAGUCUAGCUGCGCGUACCGGCGUACACAGUUACCUUUUGCAUGUGAACCGAGAGAAUAUAAAAGUAGAGACAAGGUCACCUUGACUGACAGAACCUCUACGAGGCUUGACCGUGCCGGUUGUGAAUUCAGAGAAGGGAAUACAACAAUAAAUAAAAAUGAGUACCUUAAAAGAGAAAUUACUGAGUGUUGUGACGGAGCCAGUGACUACAGGCAAGAAUAAAAUUACUGUAGUGGGGGUUGGACAAGUUGGGAUGGCCUGUGCCUUCAGCAUUCUAACAAACAAUGUUUCCCACGAAGUUGUUCUCAUCGAUGUUAUGGCGGAUAAAUUGAAGGGCGAGAUGAUGGAUCUCCAACAUGGUAGCUCCUUCUUGAAAAACGCACAUAUCAACGCUAGCACAGAUUACGCAGCUACAGCAAACUCAAGUUUAUGCAUUAUAACUGCUGGUGCACGUCAGCGUGAGGGCGAAACCCGAAUUGAUUUGGUGCAGCGAAAUACAGACAUAUUUAAAGGAAUAAUUCCACAACUGGUGAAGUACAGUCCCAAUUGCAUUCUCCUGGUUGUAUCAAAUCCAGUCGACAUUUUGACGUACGUCACGUGGAAAUUGUCUGGCUUUCCAAAAAAUCGUGUCAUCGGAAGUGGAACGAAUCUUGAUUCGGCGAGAUUUAGAUUUUUGCUCUCUCAAAAAUUGGGGGUUGCCCCCACUUCCUGCCAUGGAUGGGUUAUUGGAGAGCACGGAGAUACAAGUGUUCCUGUCUGGUCUGGUGUGAAUGUUGCUGGGGUCCGUCUACGAGAUCUGGACGAAACCGUCGGAACUGACAAGGACCCAGAGAAUUAUGGCGAUAUUCACAAACAGGUGGUGCAGAGCGCCUACGAAGUGAUUAAACUAAAGGGAUAUACAUCCUGGGCCAUUGGGUUAAGUAUCGCGAAUCUUGCGUCAGCCAUUCUCAGAAAUUCUGGACAGGUUCAUGCUGUAUCUACAAUAUCCACAGGUCUGCACGGUAUUUCGGAGCAAGUCUUCCUCUCCGUUCCAUGUGUUCUCGGUGAGACCGGUGUUCAAUCAAUUGUUCAACAGAAACUCACCGUUCAGGAGCAGAAUCUCCUCCAAAAAUCAGCAAAGGCGAUGCACGAGGUUCAGACAAGCCUCAAAUUUUGAUUUAAAAUAAUUUAUUAAUAGUUGAAAAUUAUUGCAUUUCAAUUUUCUUGGUGAAAUGCCGUCACUCCGUCAGUAUUUUCUGUCAUUUACAUUUUUCAAAGGAUAACCUUUUUGUAUUGUGUGUGAAUUUUUUCCUUUGAGAGUUCUCAGAUGAAUGUUGAUAUUUAACUGUCAUGCAUGUUUUUUUUUCAAUUUUCUUCGGUAAUAAAAUAAAUCAUUUGGAUGUAUUACUGUGCAUGGAGGAAGAACAACGAUCAUCUCCAUGCACUCGAUGUAACUUAUACAAUACACGUAUUCAUAAAUACUGAUUAAUUAUA
Messenger RNA from Diachasmimorpha longicaudata, 1493 nucleotides. Its product is annotated as L-lactate dehydrogenase. The record is from RefSeq and is a predicted model, not a curated record. Lineage: Eukaryota; Metazoa; Arthropoda; Insecta; Hymenoptera; Braconidae. Gene Ontology annotation, cellular component: cytoplasm. Gene Ontology annotation, biological process: pyruvate metabolic process; lactate metabolic process. Gene Ontology annotation, molecular function: L-lactate dehydrogenase (NAD+) activity. The transcript has 5 exons. The coding region runs from base 178 to 1176 and encodes 332 amino acids.